This is a messenger RNA of Balaenoptera musculus (blue whale), 4119 nucleotides long. It is a transcript of the gene ARMC10, whose product is annotated as armadillo repeat containing 10. The record is from RefSeq and is a predicted model, not a curated record. Lineage: Eukaryota; Metazoa; Chordata; Mammalia; Artiodactyla; Balaenopteridae. Gene Ontology annotation, cellular component: mitochondrion. The coding region runs from base 336 to 1259 and encodes 307 amino acids. Gene Ontology annotation, biological process: negative regulation of intrinsic apoptotic signaling pathway by p53 class mediator. The transcript has 6 exons.
CCGAGCGCCCACCCUGGGGCCGCGGACUGCCGGGAGGUGAACCUCGGGCCGGGGCGGGAACCCGCCUCCGGGCGGCGGGGGCGGCCCCUGGUGUGUGCUCUUGGGGCGUUUAGUCCUUGCAGCUCUUCACCGAGUCUCGCUGUCCUUCACCCGCGCCCCGCCCAGACUCGAGGAAGCCGCUGGGACGCGUCCGGGCCGACAGGGCGGUUUCCGAGAGGCGGAGCUCAGUCGCCCAUUUCCUUUCUCCGUCGGCUAGAACCCGGACGGCGACAGCACCCUCUGGCUUCGGACCCUCCUGCGCCAGGCCCAGCGCUGCGCGUGGCCCCAGCGGCAGCAUGGGCGGCGCCCGGGAUGUGGGCUGGGUGGCGGCGGGCCUGGUCCUAGCGGCCGGCGCCUGCUACUGCUUCUACAGGCUGACGCGGGGCCGGCGGCGAGGCGGCCCCGGGCUACGGCUGCGCCCCUCGCGGUCCGCAGAAGACUUAACCAAUGGCUCAUAUGAUGAUAUCCUAAAUGCUGAACAACUUCAGAAACUCCUUUACCUGCUUGAAUCUACUGAGGAUCCUGUCAUUAUCGAAAGAGCUUUGGUCACUCUGGGUAACAAUGCAGCCUUUUCAGUCAACCAAGUCAUGAUUCGUGAAUUGGGUGGUAUUCCAAUCGUUGGAAGCAAAAUCAACAAUCCCAACCAGAGUAUUAAAGAGAAAGCUUUAAAUGCACUGAAUAACCUGAGUGUGAAUGUUGAAAAUCAAAUAAAGAUAAAGGUGUACGUCAGUCAAGUCUGUGAGGAUGUCCUCUCCGGCCCCCUGAACUCCGCUGUGCAGCUGGCCGGACUAAGGUUGUUAACAAACAUGACGGUGACCAAUGACCACCAGCACAUGCUUAGCAGUUACAUUACAGACCUGUUCCACUUGUUGCUCACAGGAAAUGGAAGCACCAAGGUUCAAGUUUUAAAACUGCUUUUGAAUUUGUCGGAAAAUCCAGCCAUGACAGAUGGACUCCUUGGUGCCAAAGUGGAGUCAUCAUUCCUUUCCCUUUAUGAUGGCCAUGUAGCAAAGGAGAUUCUUCUUCGAGUUCUCACACUGUUUCAGAAUAUAACUACCUGCCUCGAAAAGGAAGGCCAUUUAGCUAUUCAGCCAACUUUCACUGAAGGUUCACUGUUUUACCUGUUAUAUGGAGAAGAAUGUGCCCAGAAAAUGAGAGCUUUAGUUUUUCACCAUGAUGCAGAUGUGAAGGAAAAGGUAACAAUGAUACCAAAAUUCUAACUGGUUGGUCAUAUUUUUCCAAAGAGUAAUGCAGUCUAGAAAUAAUACACAUAAACUUCUCAUUUUUCACCUUCCUUACAAAGGGAUUCUUUCAACUGCUGAAUUUAAACAGUAAAUAACACCUUUCAUCAUUAACACAGCUACAACUUGCCCUGGUCUCCUGGUUUAUUUUGGACCAUUUUAUUGAUACCAAAUGAAUAUAAGAGCUUGUUCUGAAACCAUUUUCUUUGUUUUUUAUUUUGCUUUUUGCUAAGCUACUUCAGUUAUUUCCUCUACACGGAGUGACAGUGACCUUUUUAUGUGUAAGCUAGCUACCCUUCCACUGUUGGCAGUAAUUUGCAGUUAUUCAUCUGGGACAGCAGCAGUAUGUUUCAUAAGCGCCCUAGGAAGGACCUUGUUCUUUUAGUAGUGAUGAGAUCGAUCCCAUACUCCCAAGGCCACCUGCCACUCUUUCAGGUCUGUUCUAAUCAUUAGAAUCUAUUCUAGUCCAUGAAAACUGUAAACUGUUAGGAGAAAUGUUUCCUAGUACUCACCCACUCCCAUUCAGUUUGAUGUGUAUAACAUACUGGGAUCAAUCAAAAUCUAUCCAAAUGCAAUUGGUUAAAUCAGUUAUAUAGUCUUUUUAAAAGAAUGAAGCAAGUCUGAAUGUGCUGAUGUGGAAAGACAUCCAUGAAAUAUGGUUGUUUUUCAAAAUACAUAUUGUAGAAAAAUAUGACCCCAUUUAUGGUUUUUUAAAUCAAAAAAUUUAUGCUUAUAUAUGGACAGAACACUUCUAUCAUUCAUAUAUAGGCAUUUGGGUAUAUAUAUCUAGAAUGACAGCCAGACUGACUCCUGAGAAUAGGAUUAGGGAGUGAGGAAAUGACUUUUCUAUGUACACCUUCUUCUAGUGUUUGAGUUUUUUACUCUGGGCAUAAAUUUCAUAAUUUUUUUAAAUAAAGAAGAAAAAUGUCUGUCACAGGAUUAUUUUCUCCCCUUAAUUGAAAGAAGUUUUAUUCAUUAAUUAAUUUUCACCCAUAUUUUUACAUGAUUAAAAUUACAAGAUAUGAAAAAUUCUCAGCAGUUAUUUUUAAUAGUAUUUUUAUCCCAUAAGCUACUCUAACAAUUUAUUGAUAUAUUUGAAUUCAGCCAGGUUCCCCCCCCCACAGGUUUUGUAAUGUUCAAGUUCAUAACCACCACCAUGCUUAGUUAUUAAGUAAAUCAAUUUGUAAGCAGAAGCUUUCCUAUUCAUGUAUUUAAGGCAAAGCUUUAAGAGAAGAGUACUUUAAAUUUCAUUUGUAAAUACAUAGAUUUCCAUAGGAAGUCACAAAUCCUCAAACAGAAAAAUGUGCUUUCUCAGGGUUAUCCUGAUACAGAAACGAAACUUGGGAGACAUAUUUUUACAGUAGAAAUAUGACGAAAACAUGAAAAUUCUAAAUUAGCUACAGCAGUAAUAAAGUACAUUAUGAAGGCUAAGGAUCAUUUAUCAAGUGAUGCAAACAUAAGUAUUAAUUCCCUGAAAGGCACAUUUCUUUAUAACAAUUUUGCUUAAUCUUCCUCCUUGUUUAAUGAAAAUAUAUAUUCAAAAUGUACACACAUUAAAACGAAGAUUUGAUUUCAAUGUGCGGUAGCAGCAUUGGAUUCUAAAACACCCUCUCUUCUUUUCCUCUAUUAUUAGUUUGAACAAAUAACAUUUCCUGGAGAUCAGAGCAUUGAGUUUGAAAUGUCAAAAUGCUAGAGAAAAAGGGGCAGUCAUCCAGAAAGAAUUCCACAGGGAAAGUGCACAGUUCGAUCUCUACCUAUGUAGGUCAUGGCACAUCUUACCUUUUUUAGGUGGGCUUUCUCCUAAUUGAUGGUCCCACCCUCUUGGGCAAUGAGUUUCAAAGUGUUCUUCAGUUAUCACGGGAGAAAGGGAUUUCAAUAAGAUCUUACAUGUUGGUAUGGAUGCUGGCUAAUCAAAGAGGAAAAUGAAAUUGACUUAGAGGAUGAGACAAACGAAAAGGCAUUAUGACAUGUAUUAGACUGAAUGGAGGGAACAGAGUGGAUUAGUCUUGUUUUUCAAAAUUUGUUUUUGCUUUGUACAUAAAACCCUUCAAAAUGUAGAUAGGAGAGAUGAAGCUCAGUGUCCUUCUUAAUGAACAAAAUGUUGAAGUGGAAAGAAUGCAAAUGGUCAUAAAAAUUACAGCUUGGAGGAAGCCUAGAAAAUGAGGCAGGCCCAAUUAAGUGGAACUCAGAACAUAAUUUAAAGUGCCUGGAGACCCCUCAGUUAAACAGUACAUGUGAAUACAAAAUUAGCAUUAAGGCCACUCAAGGAGAAGAAAUAAUAAUUAAGCAAGAUGUGCUUGGCUUGCUUCAGAGAGCAGAGGUAAGAGAUGAAUUUUCCGUCUGGCGUGCAACAGCGAGGAAGGUGACCACAGAACUCUGGCUAGUAUUAGGGCAGCCCAUGCCAAGGCUAAUCCACCAUAAGCCAAACAUCUUGAUUCCCAUCUGUUUGCUAAAUGUUCCUUUGGAGUGAAAAAGUGUUUUUUUUUUUUCCUGAAGGUUUAUUUUAUGGGGAAAUUUUUUGUGCUUUAGUGCCCACAAAUCAUAUACAUUCACCUAUAUUGCAUAUACAUUUCCCCUUGACAGAUUUGCAUCUUUGUAGAUAAAAAUGCUAAAUUUUGAUAAAUAUUAUUUACAUUUAUCUUGGCUAUUAUUCUCCAAAUUUACAAAAUGUGGGAGAUAAAGUUGUUAGUCCUCAAUGUUUAGUGUCCUUACAUGCUUGAAUAUAUAUUAUCAAAAGCAUUAGCCUAUUUUCCACUUUCAAAUCUACCUAUCUGUAUUAGGCAGUGAUAUCUUAAGAUAUCAUUUUCUCCCUUAUAUUUUCAAAGUGUUUUUUUUUUUU